AUGAGCAAGAGUAGGACUAUUUUUAAAUCAUUUUAUGCUGCUGAACAGGGAGAAGGUGCAGGCGCUAUUGUUAGGAGAUCAAUUGGCGUCAGGCAGAUGCGAAACUUCACUCCAUUUUUGAUGCUUGAUCACUUCAAUGUAUCAAAAGGUGCUGGAUUUCCAGACCACCCCCACAGAGGACAAGAAACAAUUACUCUUCUAAUGAAAGGAUUCAUGCUACACGAGGAUUUCACAGGUGCCAGCGGUAUUUUAAGACCAGGAGAUCUCCAAUUUAUGACUGCAGGAAAAGGUGCGAUGCAUAGUGAAAUGCCAUAUUCUCCAGAUGGACAAGCAGUUGAAGGCCUGCAACUUUGGGUUGAUUUACCUAAAGAUUUGAAAUAUUCAGAGCCCAGAUACAGGGAUUUAAGGAGUGAGGAGAUUCCAGUUAUUAAGCCAAAUGAAAAAGUCACUGUUAAGGUUAUCAGCGGGAGAUCAUAUGGAACUGAAUCAAUGAAAAACCUUGCUUACACACCAGUUGUAUACUAUGACUUUACAAUUAAAGCUGGUGGCGCAUUUGAACAAGAUGUCCCUGAAGAUUUUAAUGCUUUCAUUUAUCUUUUAGAUGGCAGCUUAGAAUUAAAUGGCGAGUCUCUACAAAAAUUUAGUGCCACAUUCUUUAAUCGAGAUGGAAAAAACAUUAAAGGAACAGUUCCCGAUGGUUCGCAUGACGCUCACUUCGUAUUGAUUGCUGGAAAAGUUCUUGACCAACCAGUUGUCCAAUAUGGACCUUUUGUUGUUUGCUCGAAGGAUGAAGUGUAUCAAACCUUUGAGGAUUAUCAAGAAGCAAAGAAUGGGUUUGAAAGAUCGAAGAACUGGCAUAGUAAAAUAGGAAACGGGGUUACCAAAGAGAUUUUUAAUGAUUUAAUAAGUAAGGUCGGUGGUACCUCAGAGAAAAUGUAUUAA
Molecule: messenger RNA, 942 nt
Organism: Brettanomyces bruxellensis
Lineage: Eukaryota; Fungi; Ascomycota; Pichiomycetes; Pichiales; Pichiaceae
Exons: 1
Coding region: 1-942 (313 amino acids)
Source: RefSeq, a predicted model, not a curated record